Molecule: messenger RNA, 1023 nt
Organism: Habropoda laboriosa
Lineage: Eukaryota; Metazoa; Arthropoda; Insecta; Hymenoptera; Apidae
Gene: CARPB
Product: carbonic anhydrase-related protein 10
Exons: 9
Coding region: 1-1023 (340 amino acids)
Molecular function (GO): zinc ion binding; carbonate dehydratase activity
Source: RefSeq, a predicted model, not a curated record
AUGGCCCCAUUCAGUUCCGUCUUCCUAGGUGUCUGGGGAGUGUUCGUCAUCGUCCUGAUACAAGAAUCUAGGCCCGUCAGCUGGGACGAAUGGUGGACCUAUGACGGUAUUUCCGGUCCUGGCUUCUGGGGUCUCAUCAAUCCGGAAUGGUGGCUGUGUCACAAGGGCAGGCGACAAUCGCCGGUGAAUUUGGAGCCUUCGAGGCUCCUCUUCGAUCCGAACCUUCAACCUCUGCACCUGGACAAGCACAGAGUUGUCGGUGUCCUAGCAAAUACUGGUCACAGCGUCGUAUUCGCCGUCGACAACAACACGCGUCAUCCUGUGAACAUCUCUGGUGGACCACUCAGCUAUCGAUAUCAAUUCCACGAGAUACAUCUACAUUUUGGAUUGGACGAUCGAACCGGUAGCGAGCACACAGUGGAUGGCCACGCGUUCCCUGCUGAGUUGCAGAUAUUCGGCUUCAACUCGCAGCUGUACAACAAUUUCUCGGACGCGUUGCACCGGGCGCAGGGGAUCGUCGCGGUGUCCCUUCUCCUCCAGGUUGGAGAUCUCUCGAACCCGGAGCUACGAAUAUUCACCGAACAGCUGGAUAAGAUCAAAUAUGGAGGCCAGGCGAUGGAGAUUAAUCGUUUCGUGGUGCGGGAACUGCUGCCGGACACGAAAUAUUACAUGACGUACGAUGGCUCCACAACGAUGCCGGCCUGCCACGAGACUACCACGUGGAUCAUCCUGAACAAGCCCAUAUACAUCACGAAGCAGCAGCUUCUCGCGCUGCGACUAUUGAUGCAAGGGGACAAGGUGAACCCGAACGCGCCGCUUGGGAAUAAUUUCAGACCGCCACAGCCGCUUCAUCAUCGUCCCGUUCGAACGAACAUCGACUUUAACGUUCAGGGACCGAAGAACUGUCCAACGAUGAAUAGGGACAUAUACUACAAAGGUUAUGGCCACGCAGAAUCCGUAGAGGCGAACCUAUUCUCGCCAUGUUUCCUUCAGGGUAGCACACGACAGGCAGAAAUGCCGUAA